Molecule: messenger RNA, 1421 nt
Organism: Lates calcarifer (barramundi perch)
Lineage: Eukaryota; Metazoa; Chordata; Actinopteri; Centropomidae
Gene: nfil3-4
Product: nuclear factor, interleukin 3 regulated, member 4
Exons: 3
Coding region: 475-1233 (252 amino acids)
Biological process (GO): regulation of DNA-templated transcription; circadian rhythm
Cellular component (GO): nucleus
Molecular function (GO): DNA binding; DNA-binding transcription factor activity
Source: RefSeq, a predicted model, not a curated record
AACACUAUCAAGAUGAAGGGACCAGUCAGCCACUUUUCAUGUGACAACAGAGGUGGACAGAGUUAAAGACAGGAAAGCAACACAUAAAGAGUGAGAGAAAGCAGAGGUGAGAGGGUAGGACUGAGAGCAACAAGACGUUAUGAGCCCCCUUCUGUUUAAAAGUGCAUCAAUCGCAUGACGCAGUCUCACAGGAGAGUCGUGCUCUAGGCUGUAUAUUAGCGCUGGGUGAGGGCAAGAUAUCUUUGAAUUAGGUCGCUGGCACCUCGGCGGUAGUGGACUUUCUGCACACAACUGUUGAAGGUGAUUGCUGUGACCUUUCAAUAACUGGAAGCAAACUUGCACAUGAAAAAAAGGCAGCAGUCCCACAGACUACAAUCAUCACAGAAAUCAGAAUUACUACACCGCUUUCAGUGAAGACAAAUCAACCCACAGUAAGAGGUCUCUAUUGGUUGUUACUUAUUUUUUUUAUCUACAAUGGAGUCCCAGUCUGUACCUUUUCAUGGAGCCCAAGACAGCCAUGUUUUACAAGUGGAAAAUGAAGUGACACGUAAGGGACCCCGUCGUAAAAGGGAGUUCAUACCUGAAGAGAAGAAGGACGCCCUCUACUGGGAGAAACGUCGUAAGAACAACGAGGCGGCCAAGCGGUCACGGGAGAAGAGACGGAUGAAUGACUAUGUGCUGGAGGCUCAUCUCAUGGCCCUGAAAGAGGAAAAUGCCAGACUUAGUGCUGAAUUAAUGGCCAUCAAGCUCCACUUUGGCCUGGUUCACCCUGCAACAUACACUGCACAGCAGAGUAACCAACUGCAACACCAUAUCCACGGCAGCACCCAGCCCAUCACUGCCACCAGCACCCACUACCAGUCCCUGCAGAGGGACUACUACUGGGGUGCUAGAGACUCUUCUGUUAUACCAAGCCAACAGCCCUCUCACCCUCUUUUCAUUCCUGCAUAUGCCCUCCAUACCAUGAGAGGCUACUCAUACUUAAACACAUCUGGCGGUACCAGCUCUGGCCUUGUCGCCCCCUUUGUUCUCCCUCGAAAUCUCUUGCCCACCCAUUCAUCCCGUCCUGGAGCCUCUCUGCUGAGGCCCACACCUACAAGAGGCGCCUCAGAUGAGGAGGAAGAGCAGCAGGUCCCAGGGGUGCUCUCCCCAUCGUGCCCUGCUCCACCUCGCAAAAUCACCAGCAAAGGAGGAAAAAACUACUCUCCACCAAGACAAUGUAUGUCCGAUUGACUGUCCAACAUUACAGUGGUGCAAUUACUGUAUGGCUUUUAAUUGAUUGAAUGAGAAAAAAAUAGUUCAAGUUCUCUCUACGUUCUUUUAAAUAUUACUGCUGAAAGAAUCAUUUUAAGGGAUCUGUUUUUGUGAAUCGAUGGCAAAUGGUGAAUACUGCAUUAAAGAAGUACUAUUUAAAUGCACAA